This is a messenger RNA of Mustela erminea (ermine), 2006 nucleotides long. RefSeq names its product crystallin zeta (gene CRYZ). The transcript has 9 exons. Bases 186 to 1178 code for a protein of 330 amino acids. Gene Ontology annotation, molecular function: quinone reductase (NADPH) activity; zinc ion binding; NADPH binding. The record is from RefSeq and is a predicted model, not a curated record. Gene Ontology annotation, cellular component: cytosol. Lineage: Eukaryota; Metazoa; Chordata; Mammalia; Carnivora; Mustelidae.
GAAAGGCCCAAACUUCCUCCCCGUUCCGAGUUCGGGAGCGCGUCGUGCCCUCCCCCGAGGGCGGGGAGACGGGCGCGGGCGAGGCGGAGCCGGCAAGGGUAGAAGACGCCCAGGUCCGUCCCCUUUUCCGUGGAAUCUGAGCUAGCCUUCGCAGGUUUUGCGUCCCCACUCUAGAACCGAUCACCAUGGCGACUGGACAGAAGUUGAUGAGAGCGAUUCGAGUUUUUGAAUUUGGUGGACCAGAAGUGCUGAAACUCCAGUCGGAUAUUGCAGUACCAAUUCCAAAAGACCAUCAGGUUCUAAUCAAAGUCCAUGCAUGUGGUAUAAACCCAGUGGAAACAUACAUUCGUUCUGGUACUUACAGUAGAAAACCGCUCUUACCCUAUACUCCUGGUUCCGAUGUGGCUGGCAUAGUAGAAGCCGUUGGAGAUAAUGUAUCCACUUUCAAGAAAGGUGACAGGGUUUUCACUACUAGCACCAUCUCAGGGGGCUAUGCCGAGUAUGCUCUCGCAGACGAUCACACCGUUUACACACUACCAGGAAAACUGGACUUGAAGCAAGGAGCUGCCAUUGGUAUUCCCUAUUUUACUGCUUAUCGAGCCCUGCUCCACAGUGCCCGUGUGAAAGCUGGAGAAAGUGUUCUGGUUCAUGGGGCUAGUGGAGGAGUUGGACUAGCAGCAUGCCAAAUUGCCAGAGCUUACGGCUUAAAGGUUUUGGGCACAGCUGGUACUGAGGAAGGGCAAAACAUUGUUUUGCAAAAUGGAGCCCAUGAAGUGUUCAAUCACAGAGAACCUAAUUAUAUUGAAAAAAUUAAGAAAUCUGUUGGUGAAAAAGGAAUUGAUGUGAUCAUUGAAAUGUUAGCUAAUGUAAAUCUUAGCAAUGAUUUGAAUCUUCUGUCAUAUGGAGGACGAGUAAUAGUUGUUGGCAGCAGAGGUCCUAUUGAAAUAAACCCACGGGACACCAUGGCAAAGGAAUCUAGUAUAAUUGGAGUUGCUCUGUAUUCAUCAACUAAGGAGGAGUUUAGGCAGUUUGCAGCGGCCCUUCAAGCUGGAAUGGAAAUUGGUUGGUUGAAACCUGUAAUAGGUUCUCAGUAUUCGCUGGAGAAGGUGGCCCAGGCUCACAAAAAUAUCAUCCAUAACAGUGGAACUAGUGGGAAAAUGAUUCUUCUCUUAGAAUGACUAAUUCUUUCAUGUCUUCCUAAUGUAGUUAGAGGGUUCCUGCCCCAGUGUUACUCACACUACCUUUGCUCUGAUCAGCAUGUGUUGGAUUCAGUGAGUUUCUCAUGUUAAAAAACAAGAUUUAUCUUUAGAGAUGUGGUCAUUGGAGUACAAUUUAUUUUACAGCUCACAAUAUUCUUUACGUCUCCCACCUGCCUUGAUUUAAGAAGUCAUUAUAGUAGGAAGUAGAAUGUCAGUAGUCAUUUGGCAUUGGGUACAUUACAGAAAUGCCUGGUACUUGAUCAUUAAUUCCACACCUUUGACAAAAGCAAGUUAAUUCAAAAUGAGGCUGUGUGGUUUCCAAGCCUGCUUGUUCUUAUGAAGGUUCUUUAGUAUCUGGUUAGCUCAGAACUGUAUCAUACUCUGAAGAUUUUCUGGACUAAAUAAGACCCCUUUUCUAAACUUCUCUCAUCUGGAUCUGCAACUCUCUUGCAAGGGCAAGAUAAUGUCUAGAGAAAUUUGUUUUUUAACAAAUAGUUUUCCAGCAUUUCCCCAAAUGUUAGUACAUCCACUGUGUUGAUGGUUGAUUGCUCAUUGUCCAUAUAUUCUGGGAAGAGGACAGCCUUACUUUUGGUGUAGUAAGAUAGGUAGGUACAUAGUCUCCUGACAGAUAACUUCUUGAUUGAUUUGAUUUUCAAACUAGAUUUAGAAUUAUCUGUGUAAUGGGAGUCAUAUGUUUUUAUUUAAAUUAGUAAAUAAGUUUGACACAUGAAGAAUGAUCUGCUUUUGUCUUCAUUACAUGGUGACCUGCAGUAAAUUCUGUAGAAAAAAUAAAACCUGUGUUUAUCU